This is a messenger RNA of Umbelopsis ramanniana AG, 468 nucleotides long. RefSeq lists its product as uncharacterized. Lineage: Eukaryota; Fungi; Mucoromycota; Umbelopsidomycetes; Umbelopsidales; Umbelopsidaceae. Gene Ontology annotation, cellular component: cytosolic small ribosomal subunit; ribosome. Gene Ontology annotation, molecular function: structural constituent of ribosome. The record is from RefSeq and is a predicted model, not a curated record. Gene Ontology annotation, biological process: endonucleolytic cleavage to generate mature 3'-end of SSU-rRNA from (SSU-rRNA, 5.8S rRNA, LSU-rRNA); endonucleolytic cleavage in ITS1 to separate SSU-rRNA from 5.8S rRNA and LSU-rRNA from tricistronic rRNA transcript (SSU-rRNA, 5.8S rRNA, LSU-rRNA); translation. The transcript has 3 exons. Bases 42 to 302 code for a protein of 86 amino acids.
GAAUACCUAGUUCUUCCUCUUUUUUAAACCUAACUACCGCAAUGGAGAACUCUGAAGGCAGACUCGUUGAUCUUUACAUUCCCCGCAAGUGCUCCGCCACCAACCGUUUGAUCACUGCUAAGGAUCACGCUUCAGUCCAGAUCAACGUCGGUGAUGUUGAUGCCUCCGGCCGUUACACUGGUUCCUUCACUACCUACGCUCUCAGCGGUUUCGUUCGCAAGGAAUCCGAGGCUGAUGACUCCAUCAACCGCCUUGCCACCAAGGACGGUCUCCUUAAGAACGUCUGGUCUUACCAAAAGUAAAUAACCAAUGCAGCACUGCAAUGGUUUUCUUUGUUACCAAGAUAAUUUUUUGCUUGACACAGUUUCAUGAUUAGUUCAGUGAUUGUUUCUGAGAACGUUGCAAAUGCACUAGUUCAUUGAAUAAAUGGCCAGCAAAUUACAUAUACUGAAUAAUCAUAACAGACCG